This is a messenger RNA of Hemiscyllium ocellatum (epaulette shark), 1965 nucleotides long. RefSeq names its product transmembrane protein 258 (gene tmem258). Gene Ontology annotation, cellular component: membrane-bounded organelle. Gene Ontology annotation, biological process: protein N-linked glycosylation. The record is from RefSeq and is a predicted model, not a curated record. NCBI's taxonomy places the organism in Eukaryota, Metazoa, Chordata, Chondrichthyes, Orectolobiformes, Hemiscylliidae. Bases 191 to 430 code for a protein of 79 amino acids. The transcript is spliced from 4 exons.
ACGACGAAUAUCAUUUGCCGCUCAUAUUCGAAUUCUGUCUUGUUUGCAAAAUGUUAAAGUGUCCUGUUGGUCUGGAAGUGGAAGCGUAAAGGAGUUAUCAAAUAGGAGACUACACGACCCAGGAUGCAGUGCUGCGGUGUUAGUGUGUGACGCAUCUUCCGCAUGGGUACGUGGCCUAAAAACAGCCAAGAUGGAGCUGGAGGCUAUGACCAGAUAUACAAGCCCAGUCAACCCUGCUGUCUUCCCACAUUUGACAGUAGUUCUUCUUGCAAUUGGGAUGUUCUUUACUGCAUGGUUCUUUGUCUAUGAGGUGACAUCUACUAAAUACACAAGAGAUAUCUACAAAGAAUUGCUGAUUUCCUUAGUGGCAUCUCUCUUCAUGGGAUUUGGAGUACUUUUCCUCCUCUUAUGGGUCGGGAUUUAUGUAUGACAGCAACUGGGAGUGUGUGCGGAAGAAAAGAGGGACCAUUCCAGCAGGAGCUCCCAUUUCCACGGUGACUUCAGCAUAGUCUCAUAUCAUUGGCUUUCACAGAACCAGUUUUUCAAGAACGACUGAGUAGCACCUGGAUUUUGUACAGAAUAUGUUCUUAUAAAAACGAAAGAGAAAAAACUUUUGGUCUUUGUUCCUGUUAUUUUGAACCAUUUCAUGCUGAACUGUAUUAGAUGAGACCUUUUUAAGCUCAGGACAAUCUGCAGUUCAGUUUAUGUGAAAUAAUGCUAUGGCAUACUUUUGAGAGGGGCAAGAGCAUUUUCUGGUGUCCUAACUCUGUUUCAUCCCACAAUCAAAAUCAGAAAACACAUUAUCUGGUCAUUGUCAUGUUACUGUCUGUGCUUCUACAAUUAGUGUAUUGGUUAAUAUGUUUAUUUCUCAGAAGUACAUAAUCCAUCACUUCAUGAGAUUCCCCAAUAUCUCAAACUCUGAUUCAGCUAAGUAAUAGCAACAAAUCUCUGAAUAUCCUGAACAAAGCAAAGGUGAUAGGCCCUGAUUCCUAUUGUCUUGAAAAUUGGUGUUCCAGGACUGGUUACACAUGUAGCCAAGUAUUCCAGUAGGGCAAUCCUACCUGACCGUGGGACAAAUUUCCCAAGUAUAUCCUGAUCACUGAAAGCAUGAAAAAUCCUUUCUGGCUAGUUACAACCCCAUCAGUUUACUGUCAUCCACAUGAUGGGGUGAUUUUGUUGACAUUGCUAACAAAUGAUACAUGACAUUAUCAGUCAGCAGAUUAUUGCUCAGUUUCUUUUAUUCCAGACCUUGAUUAUGCUUUAGUCUAACCAUGGACAUCAAUGGUGAAUGCCAGAGAUGAGUAACUGCCAUUGAUAUUAAGAUAGCUUUGAUUAAGUGUGGCAUCAACUGAGAACAUCAAAGAUAGAAUUGCUUGAGUUAGGGAUUUUGCAUUAUUUCUGUCAGUUUUUAAAUGAACAAAUCUUUUUAAAAUCUUCUCACUUGAAAAACAUGCCCCCUAGUCUUGAAGCCCCCACCAUAGAGAAAAGAAGUUAGCAUUCACCUUAUCUAUAUGCCUCAUGAUCUUAACCUCUAUAAGGUCACUUCUCAACUGCUAAUGAAUCAGUUUUUAAAACAAAAACGUCCUAGCCUAUCUACUCCCUAUCAUUCAAACUUUCUAUUCCUGGCAACAGCCUGGUAAAUCUUUUCUGAACCCUCUCCAGAUUGAUAAUAUCCUUCCUGUAACAGGGGGACCAGGACUGGAUGCAGUACUCUAGAAGAGGCUUCGCCAAUGUUCUGUGCAACCUCAACAUGUCUCCCUAACUUCUAUACUCCAAGGUCUAAGCAAUGAAGGCAAGUGUGCUAAUGCCUUCAUAACCACCCUGUCUGCAUAUGAUGCAAAAGUAAAUGGGCAAAACUAAUGUUCUACCCACCUGAAGUCUAAUCAUUUCAAUAUUUGAAAUGGUUGGGAAGUAUUUGUAUUUUACUGCAGAUUAUAAAUGUUAAUAAAAUCAUACCAUAUGGGA